Messenger RNA from Closterium sp. NIES-67, 8453 nucleotides. NCBI's taxonomy places the organism in Eukaryota, Viridiplantae, Streptophyta, Zygnematophyceae, Desmidiales, Closteriaceae. The record is from the annotation of a GenBank genome assembly.
CUGGCCUAGUUUCCUAGCAAGAUUAGCUCCCAGGUCAGGGCAGGAUUUUCCGUCGUUUCCGCGUGCCAGCAGAAUCUACGGAGCCGUUCCUUAGCUCGAGGAUAAGUUAUUCUAACAGUUGCUCUGGGCACACCGGUAAUAGCUUCAUGUUUUGGUAUGGCAGGCGAAUUCGGAGAAAAUGUAGGGCCAGCGGACGGAAAAGAUGACUGGCCUUGUGGAACGUCGAAUCACCCAGAUCAUUGCGGGAGCCAUGGAAUCCAUCAAGAGUUUAGGAAAAUCGAUCUUGAGAACAGGAGGGGACAGAACGAAGGUCUAGUCGUCGUUGGACCAAUCCUAAAAAACGAGCGAAAUCAGGAGCAGCAGAAUCGGCAGGAGCAGGUCCAGCAGAUACUCCCCGAGCAGCAGCCGCCGCCGCUGCAGGAAACGCUGCAGGAGCAGCAAAUAGACGCAGUAAAUAUGGACAUGGAUUGUCCGGUAGUUGCGGCGGAGUUCGGUAGGGUUCCGGAGGCUGUAGCGGACGACGAGGAGGACGACAGAAAUCGGAACGAGGAGGACGAGGAUGGCGAGGAAACGGGCGACGACUUCGAGCUGCACGACGGGCCGAUUAACAACGACUGCGGAGGCAUCUCUGGGGGAGCGCCGGGGUGGGAGGCGUUUCUACCGCAGGGUAGUCUGAGGGUUUUGCUGGUCGAGGAUGACGACUCCACCCGCCACGUCGUCGGCGCGCUGCUCAGGAACUGCUCCUACGAAGUCACGCCCGCGUCCAACGGCGUGCACGCGUGGGAGCUGCUGACGGCGAGCGGUGCAGCGCGGUUCGAUCUGGUGCUGACGGACGUGGUGAUGCCGGGGCUGUCGGGCAUCGGGCUGCUCACGCGCAUCAUGACGCGCGAGGCGCUCCGCGGCAUGCCUGUUAUCAUGAUGUCGUCGCACGACAGCAUGGAGAUGGUGCUAAAGUGUUUCCAGAAGGGCGCGGCGGACUUCCUCGUGAAGCCGGUGCGCAAGAACGAGCUCAAGAACCUCUGGCAGCACGUCUGGCGUCGCUGCCACUCGUCGACGGGCAGCGGCAGCGGCAGCGGCAGCGGCACGAACGGAAAGGUGAUGCGGGAGAAGCGCGGGCCGUACGAGGGCGACGGCAUCGGGUGCAGCUUCAAUGUCAACGGCGGCAGCGACAACGGCAGUGGCACUCAGGCCAACGCCAACGCGCCCAAGGCGAAUGUGCGGGAGAAGCAGGAGAGGGAGAAUGAGCGCGAGAGGGAGAGGCAGGCGGAGGGGCAGGGCAACUGCGACGGCACGGGGAACGACCAAGCAGCAGCCGGCACAGUGGUCGGCUCCCACUCCGCCGUACCCCACACUGCCGCCGCUGCAGCGGGCACAUCCAACCCCUUACCCCCCAACACUGCUGCGGCUGCUGCUGCUGCUGCCGCUGGUGCUGCUGGUGGCAGCGGAGGGGGAGGAGCGGCGGGCCGAGACGGUGGUGCUGGUGGUGCGGGCGCUGCUGGGUGCAUGGGUAUGGGGGCGGCGUUUGCGCGCGGUAUUGAGGGGGGAGGAGGAGGAGGAGGAGUAGGAAUAUCUGCAGCAGCUGCUGGUACUGUUGGCGCUGCUGGUGCUUUUGGUGGUGGUGGUGCUGCUGCUGCUGCCGUUGGUGCUGUUGGUGCUGCUGCUACAGCUGCUGCGAGAGCGGCGGCGACAGCGACGGAGCAUCAUCUGGUGUCAGGCGCGCGCGUGACGACGGCGCCAACGCUAGCGUCGGAGGAGGCGGCGCUGCAGAUCGGCAACGAGAGCGAGGGGGCGUCGCCGCGCGCCGAGGAGGACCGCGAGAACGAGGGCACCUCCGCCGAGUCCACCAGGGAGGCGUCCGCUGAAGCCAUGCUGCUGGGAAAUCUCACUCUCGGGGCCGUGGGUCCUGUUGGUCCAGCUCUGCCUGCCUCUGCGCCUGCUGCUGCUGCUGCCCUGGGAACCGCUCUGCAGUCUGCCGCCGAACCUGCCGGCCGGCCUGUUGCCGGGCCUACUGCAGGACCUUCCGGACCUGCUGCUGCGGGUCUGGCUGCGAGGCAACUUGGGCUGGCAGGAGCUGUGGCUGCAGAGCUUGGGCGACACACCGGCAGGGUUGUUGACGCGGCGGCUGGUGGUGGUGUUGGGAGCGGUGCUGCGCGGUGGGGGAGAGGCGGCGUGGGGAGGGGGAGGGGGAAGGCGGCUGCGGAGAAGGUAAUGCCCGGGGAGGCGGAGAUCAGGGACGAUGGGUCCGGGGGAGCGGCGAGGCGAGUGGCGGACGGCGAUGGCGCGGCGUGCAGCGGGCCCAGCAGGAAAGUGGGUGGGACUGGUGCUGGUGAGGCGGAUGUGCCGGGCGAGAGAGGUACGGGGGAGGCGAAUGAACCCCAACAACGUUUGAGUGAACCCCAUCAGCGACAGCGUCAACGCUACCACCACGCCCAGCAACAGCUUCAGAAGCAACACCAAGACAAGCAGCUAGCCCAGCAGCACGGACAGCACGAGCAUCACCUGCUGCAGCCGCAGAAAGUCUCCGCCUUUACACGAUACCACACAGCAGGCCCAACCACCAGCACACCAGCCAAUCAUACCCUGCUACCUGGCGCGCCAUCUCCUGCGGCAGCUGCCGCCACUGCCGCGACAGCGCAGCUCGCCAGCGCACAUGAGGCCCCCACACGAGCGAAAGGCGAUGUUGCUGCCGCCCCUUAUGCCCCUGGGCCCACCGCUCCAGGCUCGCAUAUAAUCGCCUCUGGCAACCCGUCCUCGGGUGUCACUGCUUCUCACGGCCUGGCCACUGGUUCCCACGGCAUGCUGUGUUCCCAUGGCAUCCCAUCCUCCGGUCACGAGUGCGCUGCAGGGAGCACGGCCGCAAGGGGCGGGUAUGGGAAAGGGACGCACACCGGCAGAGUCGUUGGCUUCUGUGACUCCGUGGCUGGAGGCGUGCUGCAGAAAGGCAAGGGCCCGUUGCCCUCAGUGCCGGCUGCGCAGGCUGCUGCUGCUGCUGCUGCCGUUCCGGUGUGUCAUGCGCUGGUGGACCAACAGCAGCAGCACCUGCCGCUCUCCUCACUACCUGCCCCCACCCAUAAGCCGCUUGCUGCUGCUGCUGCUUUGAAAGGUACUGCCGGUGGUCCGUGUGCCGCCACUGGUGCUGCUGCUGGCAUGGGGGCAGGCGCGUCAGGAGCAACGUUUGCAGGGGUGAGCGGAGUGACUAGCGCCCGCGGCAGUGGCGCCGUCCCUGCUGCCACCGCCUCUGCUCCUGCUGCCGCUGCUCCUGCUGCCACGGGUGCUGCGAGCCUCGUGCCUCCGUGCUCGGCAGCGGCUGCUGCUGCUGCUGCUGCCGGGUCAGCCCCAGCCUUCUCUGCUGUCCCCGCUGCGCCUGGCCCUGUUUGCGCUGCUCCCCCUGCUGCCAGCGGCACUCCCGGCCCGCCCUCUCACUCCCCUGCAGAUGCCAGGGGAGGGGCGCUGCUGCUCAGCACCUCCGGGUGCCCUGGGGGGAGGGAGGGCGGGGGAAGCGGGGGAGGGGGAAGCGGGGGUGGGGGAAGUGGGGGAGGAAGCAGAGGGGAGGGUGGGAGUGGGGGAGGUAGUGGGGGGAACGGAAGCGGUGGGAAUGGCAGUGGGGGGAACGGGAGUGGGGGGAACGGCAGCGGGGGGAACGGGAGGACAGACCGGUCGGGCGCUGGAGGGGAGUUGACAGAGGCAACAGCCGCGUCAGUGACGGGAGGCAUAACCGGGGGAGGUCACACCCACCGCAACGGUAUCACCUCUGCUGUCACCCGCCUCCCUGCUCCUCCUCCUGCUGCUGCCGUCCCCGCAGCUCCGACCGCCCCUUUCUCAGCUGCUGCUGCUGCGGCUGCUGCUGCUGUCCCUCCUGCUCCUACUGCUGCUGCCACCGCUGCAGCAGCAGCGGCUGCGGCUGCUGCUGGUUUGUUUCCUCGUCCGUUUGACCCCAGCAUUGCAGCGGCUGGAUUGUAUCUGCAAUCGCCCGUGUACUAUGCGGCUGCUGCUGCGGCUGCGGCGGCUGCAGCUGCUGCGGUGGCAGCAGGUGUCCCUCCCCCCUGGACGUGCCCUCCGCCUCCUCCCAGUGCUCAGAGCGCAAAUCAGCAGCAAGAACAACAGAUGCAACAGCAGAUGCUGCAGCAACACCAGCGACAAAAGCAACAAGAGGGAGGGGCGUCAGGGCAGCAACAGGUGCAACUGCUGCCACGUCAGCCACCCCUGCGACCGCCACCGCCACCACCACCACUGGCACCACCGGCAGCGCCCGUAUCGUCACAACAACACAGCCACCACCAACAACAACAGCAGCAGCAGCAGCAGCAACUCUCCGAUUCACGGCGGCGGUUGCUAGAAGCACCCACGUUCCCCGCAUCUCAGUUCCCCAGCCCCACUCGCUUUGCGCCUGUCACCAUGCACAGCCGGACCCCCCCGCUCUGCCUUCCGCGCCCCCAUCCGCACGCCCUCGCGCACCCCCAUCCGCACCUGCCCUCCCACUCCAUCCCCCCCCAAUCCGCGCCCCCACUAUCAAUGCCCCAGCCCAUCGCCCCCCUGCCCUUGCUGCAACUCUCGCGGCAAAAGCAGGCUGGGCAACGGCUGGAGGAGAGGGAGGGAUUAAAGCAAGCAGAGAAGCCUCAGCCGCAGCCGCCGCAGCCGCAGCGAGAGCAGGACGAAGAACGGCAGGCGCAGGAAGAGCAGCAAGAGCAAGAGCAAGAGCAGGAGCGGGCGCAACAACAAGAUCAAGCCCCGUCUCUCCACGCCUUGGCUUCUGGAGCAACCGCUGCAGCAGCAGCAACAGCCACACCGACUGCAGCGGCCAGAGGAGCGGCCCCAGGAGAGCCAGCAGGAAACUCACCUCCGCUGCCGCCAGCGCUGCAGCAACCGCGGCGGCGGCAACAGACGCAACACCUGGCGAAACACCUGCUGCCGCCCCCCCCACCCCCCGCUGUGGCUAGCCCUUGUCGAGUUCUCAAGCAGAGCGAAGCGAAGAAGGAAAGGGAGACGGGAGGAAGCACGGCGAGGGAGGAGCGGAUGCAGGUGGAUGGUGCAGCAGGGGGGGUUGCUUUGAUGCGGGAGAGACGAGAGGAGCGGGGAGGGAACGCGGCGGAAAGGGGAGCGGCUGAUGCUGUGAAGGUGAAGACUGAGGCGAAUGCUGGAGGGCAGGAGAAUGCUGCUCCUGCGAGCAAGUCCCCUGCCUCGCCCCGGGCUCCAGUGCAGCACGUGAACUCAUUGCACAGCCAGCAGCAGCAGAGCCAUGGGAAGCUGCGCGUGUCGUCAACAGAGGCUUUGCAUUGGGUGGAAGACUCCAAGGUGCAGCAGCAGGGGCAAGUGGUGCAACAGCCAGGGCAGCAGCAGCAGCAGCGGCAGCAGCAGCACCAGCAGCACCAUCACCACCACCACCGGCACCAGCACCACCACCAUCACCAUCGCUUGCACUCCCACCCGUCGUUGCAGCAGCAGCACAGCGUCAGUGUCAUGUCGCCUGCCAACCCAGGCGCUGCUGCUGCUGCUGCCGCUGCCGCUGCCGCCACUGCUGCUGCUGCUGGUAGCAAUGGGGCCGAUGCUGCAGCUGCAGCAGCCGCUGAAGCAGCGAUGGACGCGAGAAUGAUUGCUAGUGGAAGCGGAAGUCCGGAAGGGGGAGGAUCCAACCCCCAUAACACCGCAGCAGCUGCAGCCCCGGACGCAGGUCCGGGAGCUCCUUCAGGGCACCACCGAGCCUCGGCCGCAGCUGCGGCUGCCGUGCCUCGAGGCGAGGUCGGGAACGACGGGAGCACCAAUGUGCACGUGAAGGGCGGCGGUGGCAGGAACGCGUGCGAGGGGGUUAAUAAUAGCAGCAGCAGCGGCGGCAAUGGCAACGGCAACGGCAACGGCAGCUCGGAAUACAAUGAGAGUGGCGACACGGGUAGGAAUAUGGCGGGGAGUGGCCAUGAUGGGAGCGGCGGGAGGAGUGGGAGUGGGGGAGGGAGCGGAGGGCGGAGUGGGCAAGGUUCGGGGGGAGGGGGGAGCGGGCAGGGCAGUGCCGGGGGCAGCGGAGGGGGAAGGGGAAGCGGGGGCAGUGGGGGCAGUGGGGGGAGUAAACGCGGGGAUGCCAGCGCGAAUGGGGCGCAUGAGUGGAGCAGAACGGGGGGAGGGACGGGCGGCGGGGGGAUUCAGGCGCUGCUGUCGUGCGCCAAUGGCAGUGCGGUAGGCUCCAAGGACCAAGCCCACGACACGGCAGGCAUGCCUGGGGGGCAGUCGGUGAGGCGAGAGGGGAACGCCAUGGGAGGUGAUGGGGGAGAGGGAGGUAGGGAUGGUAAUGCGGCCGCCGUUGGUGCGGCUCCUACCCCGCUCCCUGCUCCUGCUGUUCGUGGUGCUGGUGCUGGUGCUGGUGCUGCUGUUCCUGGCUCUUCUGCUGCCGCUGCCGGUGCUGCUGGGAGUGGGUUGGAGGGGGCGCGGGACAGAGGGAGGGGAGGCGCGUCAGAGGCAACGGAAGCACUGGAGGUUGCAGCCAGGGAUCUGAGAGGCGAAAGGGCAGAGGGCCAAGAGGGCAGCUAUUUCAACAAUCCUGGUGCGGCUGGUGCUGCGGCUGGUGCUGUGCAACUGGUGGGGCGAAAGCGAGGCAGAGAGGAGGCAGGGGGUGAUGAGGUGGUGGUAAUGGAGAGAAGAGAAGCGAAGGAGGGGAGAACGGGAGGCGAGGGAGAAGGCAAGGGCAGCAGAGAGCGGGCGUGGCUCGCUGAGGAGAUAGGCGCGGAGGGGGAUGAGCAGCGGCAGCUGCAGCAGAAGCAGCAGCGAGGCCAGGCGAAUAAGGAGGAGGAGCAGGAGGUGGAGCAGGAGGAGGAGGAUUGUGUGGAUGUGCACAUGAGGGACGGUGGUGAGGGGCAGCAGGAGGAGGAAGGCGAUGAGGAGGGGGAGGAGGAGGGGGGAGAGAGGAGGGCCUUGGGUGGCGAUGGUGAGCGGUGUGAAGGGAGGAGGGACGAGGCGGGGCAAGAAGAGGGCGCAGCAGGGCUGCUGUCGCUGUCAGCCUCGCUCGCUGCACCUGCCAUUCCUUCCACUGCACCUGCUGCUGUUGCUGCUAGUGCCGUUGCGCUGGCUGGAGCAGAGGCAGCAGGAGCGGGGGCAGCAGAACGGGCAACUGCAGGGGGGGGAGAACACGCAGUGAGCGGGGCGGAAGGGGCGGAAGGUGCUGGUGGUGCCGAGGGGGCUGGGGGGCCGAUGAGUCGGCAGGCGGUGCGGGAGGCGGCGCUCAACAAGUUUCGGCUCAAGCGCAAGGAGAGGAACUUCGAAAAGAAGGUGCGGUACCAGAGUCGCAAGCGCCUGGCGGAGCAGCGGCCACGCUUCAGAGGGCAGUUCGUUCGCCAACCCGCCCUUCCUCCCGCUCCUCCUGCUCCUCCCGCUCCUCCUACCUCUGUGCAGCAGCACCUGCCUCGGCCACCUCCGCUCUCAGCCCGUGCCCAUGGGGGGAGUCCUGGCUGCCCGCCCUGUGCUGUGCAGCUGCCAGUGAUGGCCGUGCAAGGCUUGGGGGAAAAUCAGGUCCCAGAGCUCAUGGCAGCACAUGCUGGAGGCCACCACGUUGGCAGGACCAUGCAGCUCUUCCCAACUGCCCCCAUGCCCGGCUGCCGCAGCCGCUGCUCCUCUUUCGCCCGCUGCACUGCCCUGUGUGCUGAGCAGCCAUGCGCAAGAAAGGGUAUUUAUCAGCCACAGCAACGGCAUCAGCAUCGGCAGUUUUGGGGCCAGCGGCAGUGCGAGUGGAAGCGGAAGUGCGAGUGCGAGCGGGCGGGUACCCGAGAGCAGCUACAGUGCAGCAGUGGCGGAUAUGAGCUAUGGUGCAGCCGUUGCUGAUAUCAACGGCCCAGAUUCCUCUGCUGGCGUGCCUGCUGCUGUGGCUGGCUUCCUUGCUGCUGCUCCUGCUGCUUCUCCCGCUGCUGCUGCUGCUGGGGGGGGGGGUGAUGGGGGCUUGGGGAAGAGUGUCUGGGGGGAGAGAGGAGAGAGUAGAGAGGGGAAUGGUGCAACGAAGUGGCCUGAGAGAUGAGAUGCUGACACCUUUUAACUAUGAUGGGCUGACACCUAGAGGGUUGGGAGGAUGACACAUGGACAGCUGACAUGCUGACAUGUGGAGGGAUGAGAGGCUGACACCGGGACUGAGAUGCGAGUGAGAAUCUGCUUUUAUCAUGGACUGGAUUGGUAGUGGGAGGGAUAGAAUGGCUUUGCAGCAUGGCUAGCAUGUGAUAGCAGUGCCUUGCUAUCCGUUUUUUGGGCUAGGCAAGCCCUUUGAACUACACGAUGACGAGUUGACGAGGACAAUGGAGGAUGCGAGGGGAUACUGAAGUGUCACGGGUUUCAAGGAGGUGCGUUUUGGAGGGUCUAAGGUCCUCAGCAUGCCUUUCUGUAGAUAUGUGCCCUAGUGAGCUGCAGCCUGCAGGCCCCUCUGAUAUCCCUGCUCUUUGUGAAUCAACAUUAGGUGAUGUAGGCGUGCGUAAAGGAAUGCAUGUAAU